Molecule: messenger RNA, 735 nt
Organism: Dissoconium aciculare CBS 342.82
Lineage: Eukaryota; Fungi; Ascomycota; Dothideomycetes; Mycosphaerellales; Dissoconiaceae
Product: Prefoldin
Exons: 3
Coding region: 175-534 (119 amino acids)
Biological process (GO): protein folding
Cellular component (GO): cytoplasm; prefoldin complex
Molecular function (GO): protein folding chaperone
Source: RefSeq, a predicted model, not a curated record
CAUGAGGGUUUCAAGUUGACCAGAUCAAUCGCAACAUCUACCGAGAACUAGAGGAAGCGACUUGCCAUCCAAGACGAGAGAAACACUUUCAGGGCAGGACUCUGUCAAGAAGCAGUCCUCUCGUGCGAAGGAACUGCAGGUGAAGAGGUGGUGAAGAACAAGUCUCCGAACGCCAUGGCGAUUCCGAACGAGAAACUCCAACAACUCCUCCAAGAAAUCGAACAAAAAGCCGCCUUCUCCCAACAACAGCUCGGCAUCGUGCGCGCGCAAAUCGCCGCCAAGACCCGCGAGAGCCGGCUCCUACAGCUCUCGCAGCAGGAGCUCGAGGCGCUGCCCCGGGAGACGCCGGUGUACGAUGGAGUAGGGAAGAUGUUCGUCUUGACUUCCACCAAAGACGUCUCCACACGCCAGGUCAAGGAGGCGGCGGAUCUCAAGGCCGAAUUGGCCAAUCUGGACAAGAAGCUGAAUUACCUCGAGACGACGUUCAAGAAUAGUCAGCAGCAUAUGGAGGCGUUGUUCCGUAGGGCCGGGUGAGGCGAUGACAUUCGACGACUUACUGGGGCGUUGAGCGAUCGACGGGGCGGCGUUCUAGCGCCGGAGGGUCGAUGCUGGGCAUGAUGAGAUUGUCAUGGCAUGUGAGGAGGGAGCCACGAGCUUUCUCGACUGCGAUGCGGCUGAGUUCAUCAGAUGAGAAGCUCAGCACGAUUAUGAGGACAUUUUCACAUAGAGAAGGGC